AUGUUUAAAAGAGCAUUUCUAGCGCAUCCAUUUGUAGCAUUGUAUCAACAUUCAAAUGGAUUGCAGCCAGUAUUUGGAUUGGAUACUGCCCCACUUGUAAGUGUAAAUUAUCGUGGACAAAUGUUUGUCUUGUUGGGAAAAGAUGGCAACAAUGAAGUCAUUCCUCUCUGCGUUGCUGUUGCUCCUCAAUCAGAUGCAGCAAAUUGGCGGUGGUUUUUAAUGAAUUGUCAGCAAGCACAAGUGGAUUUUUCCAGGUCAGUAUUUCUUGCAGAUCGAACCAGGUGUCUUCUUGCUGCAAUAGAAGGACUUGGAUUGCUUGUGAGGCAGUGUACACAGCAUUUAAUAACAAAUUUAAAAGACAUGGUCAAAAGUUUGCCAACAGAGCAAGUGGAGGAUUUGGUACGACGAGCUCAAGCCGCAGACAGUGAAGCGGAGUUCAGCUCAUGUUUAAGUAUGAUUGGAUUGACUUGUCCGACAGCUGAAAAUUACUUGCGUAGUAUGGAUCCGUGUACGUGGACAUUAUUUUGUAUAUCACAACAAAUUAAAUUGUACGGCUGGAACUCUACACAAUUCUCGGCCGAAGAUCAUAAGUCGUUGUUGUCUCUUGCUCCUUAUGACUUGAUGCAACACUACAUGGAAAAAUUUAUGACUCUGAGCUACAAACAAAGUGUGCUUGCUAAGACAUGGGCGAAGGAUGGUAAAUUGUUUACUGAAUAUGCUGAAAAACUGCUUGCUGAACAACAAGAAGGUGCAAAGUUCCAGGUCGUACAGCCGUCCGACGAUAGUGUCAUGUUUGUUACCGAAUCUCGUUCAUUUCCGCCUCGACGUUAUCGUGUAGAUCUUAAUCAACGCGUAUGUUCCUGCACCUAUUUGUUCCAAAUGGGAGUGCCAUGUCGUCACUUUCUUGCAGGACUUAAUUUCUGUAAGCGCUCGAAAGACGUAGCGGAGUAUGUGGAUAUAUGCUAUAAAAGUAGCACUUUUGUGAAGCAGUAUGAUAGCCAACGCACUGGAAGUAUUGAGUUGUUGCUUGACUCGGAAUUGGAAGAAAAUCGUGCAGUGAAAGCUCCAAUCAUGGCACGUAAGCGUGGACGACCUAAAAAGAAACCACUUGCCUCCAGUGGUGAAACGAUCAUGACCCCUGCAGUUGCCAAUGCACUUUUAAAGGGUGAGAACAAAUUGUUGCAGCUUGGUUAA
Messenger RNA from Plasmopara halstedii, 1194 nucleotides. RefSeq names its product mutatorlike transposase. Gene Ontology annotation, molecular function: zinc ion binding. The coding region runs from base 1 to 1194 and encodes 397 amino acids. The record is from RefSeq and is a predicted model, not a curated record. The transcript has a single exon. Lineage: Eukaryota; Oomycota; Peronosporomycetes; Peronosporales; Peronosporaceae.